Messenger RNA from Microdochium trichocladiopsis, 1161 nucleotides. RefSeq lists its product as uncharacterized. Bases 34 to 906 code for a protein of 290 amino acids. The transcript has 2 exons. The record is from RefSeq and is a predicted model, not a curated record. Lineage: Eukaryota; Fungi; Ascomycota; Sordariomycetes; Xylariales; Microdochiaceae.
CAUUCACGAACAUGCCAUCACUCACUGUCUGACAUGCUAUGCUACAGUUUCUCUGCCCCAAGCCCAGUGCCCGGGGUCGAAACAGUGCGGUUCAAGCCACUGUCCGACGACCAGGGACCUAUCGCUACCGUCCAGUUUUUGUAUAGAUCUGAACGUUCCCUGGUCAAUCAAGGCAUCACGCGGCGCCAUCAUCCGUACCAGCACCCUUCUACCACCAGCCCUACCCUUGUGAAGAAGGAGAAGACCUCACACGCGCCCGGCGCAGCUGUUCCCCUUCCUCACGACACGCUUGCCUUGAACACUCCCAAGAAGAAGAACAAGAAGAAGCACGAGGCCCCUUCCCCAGACGCCGCGGCGGCUCUGCUGUCCCCCAGAUUGAGCAGAUUCAAGCUCCAGGAGUCAGCCGAUCAUGAAGAUGGAGAUGGUCAUAUCGCAGGCCAGCAAACCACAACUCCAGUUCCAGCUCCAGCUCUAGCUGCAGCUGUAGCACGAAGUGCUAGACGCCAAGGAAGAGCAGCAACAGCAACAGCAAGAGCCACGCCAAUGUCUGCGGAUAACAACAACAAGGGCAUCCGCGCUUACUUCUUGAGCAAGUCCAACAGCCCCUUUACCCCAAACACACCGUCCGUGCUAGCGAGAGCAGCAUCGACAUCAAUGGUAUCUGCAUCAUCAUCGUCGUCGUCAUCGCCAUUCCCCUCGUCGUCGCCAUCAGCAUCGUCUCUACCACGAUGCUUGAACUCUGCUGGAAAGUCCUCUUCAGCUUUCACGUCCCCGGCGACCCCAGUGACCGGUCCAGAGCCGACGUUGUCAUUCUCCCGCUCGUCGACGUCUUCCCCAUCGCCGUCUCCUUCUCUCCCUUCUUCGCCGCUUGGCAACCAAGACUGUCGUCGCAACAACGUGGUCUGAAAUCCCAUCUUUCCUGUCAGCAAGACGCGAAAAGAGGCUCCGAGAGUGGAAAAGAGACCGUCUUCCCCAUCAGCAAAACACGAAAACAGGCUCGGAGAGCAGACAACGGACUUCAGGGCGAGAGUGCAGUGUUGGCCCAACAAUAUGUAUAUGCACUUGUGGGGGAAAACGUGUGAACAUUAACGGAGCGACAUAAGGACAGGUCCAGGAAAAGUUUACCUUAGCGAGAAGACGAAAAUGUAGAGUAAAUAUAUA